AUGUCUCUCUCUCCUCUCUCUCUCUCUCUCUGUAUCUCUCUUUCUGUCUCUCUGUCUCUGCUGUUUUAGUUUACCCUGUCUAUAUAUACGUGCAGAUCCCUUUGGCAAACCUACAUUUCACUUGCACUUUCUGAUCUGACACAGCCCUAACUCAUUAACACCCCCUCCCCUCCUCUCUCUCUCGAUCUCUCUCUCUUUGUAGUCUGUAUAAAGCGCCGGUCCUUUAACUUCGGCAGUAUCUCCGGCGCCGUCCCAAAAUGAGCACCAACACUUCCUUUCCGCCGCACGGCGACCUAGAACAUGCAGCUUCGUACAUCCGGCUGCCGGAAGAACAUGAUUCCGGCGAAUCUCCGGCGGAUCACAGCCGACUCUUCAAGGGUGUGACCGGAAUCCUCCUGUCCAUGAUCCUUGUAGCGUCUUUGGUUGCCGUGAUUCUCACCACCGGGCCGCCGGCUCCUGCUGGAGUACUUAAUUUUGAUCUCUCGGAAUCCGUUCCAUCCGCCUCGGUCCUGCCGGAGAUCCGAGUGCCGCCGUCGAGAGGGGUGGCCCAGGGCGUGUCGGAGAAGGGCUCCGGCACCAUCCCCGACUACCCCUGGACGAAUGCUAUGCUGUCCUGGCAACGAACGGCUUUCCAUUUUCAACCCCAGAAGAACUGGAUGAAUGAUCCCAAUGGUAUGUUCUUUCCGAUAUUCUCUACUGUUCCUUUGAUCUUCAGUUUCCGAUAUUCGGUGCUUCCAUGUGGUCCAUUGUACCACAUGGGGUGGUACCACCUCUUCUACCAGUACAACCCGGACUCAGCUGUUUGGGGCAACAUCACGUGGGGCCACGCCGUGUCAAGGGACUUGAUCCAUUGGCUCUACCUCCCAAUUGCCAUGGUUCCCGAUCGCUGGUUCGACUGGAACGGCGUCUGGACGGGCUCCGCCACCCUCCUCUCCGACGGUCAGAUCGUCAUGCUCUACACCGGCUACACCGAUAACUACGUGCAGGUCCAGAACCUGGCCAACCCAGCCAACCUAUCCGAUCCCCUCCUCUUAGACUGGGUCAAGUACAACAAAAACCCGGUCCUUUUCCCGCCGGCGGGAAUCGCCUUCAAGGAUUUCCGUGACCCGACCACCGCCUGGUUGGUCAACGACGGGAAAUGGCGGAUCGCAAUCGGGUCGAAGACGGCCAACACGGGUAUCACCCUUGUCUACCAGACCACGAACUUCACCAGCUUCGAGCUCUUGGACGGGGUUAUGCAUGCGGUUCCCGGUACGGGCAUGUGGGAGUGCGUGGACUUUUACCCGAUUUCCACGACCGGUAUGAACGGGUUGGACACUUCGUUCGACGGGCCGGGUAUUAAGCACGUGCUGAAGGCGAGUUUGGACGACGAGAAGAAGGAUUUCUACGCGAUUGGAACGUACGAUCCGAAGACUGACACGUGGACCCCCGAUAACCCGGAAUUGGAUGUGGGUGUCGGGUUGCGAGUGGACUACGGCAAGUACUAUGCUUCGAAGUCGUUCUACGAUCAACACAAGAAGAGAAGGGUCUUGUGGGGUUGGAUUGGAGAGACUGACAGUGAAUUUGAUGAUAUCUUGAAGGGCUGGGCAUCAGUUCAGACAAUUCCAAGGUCAGUAGUGUUUGACAAGAGGACUGGAAGCAAUAUUCUGCAAUGGCCGGUGGAGGAAGUGGAGAGCUUGAGAUUGAGCAGCACCGAGUUCCGUGGAGUGAAGCUUGCCCCUGGAUCUGUGGUUCCACUCAACGUUACUUCGGCUAACCAGCUGGACAUAAUUGCGACCUUCGAAGUGGACCAGGCGGCUUUGGAGGCGAAUCUGGAAGCGGACGUCGGCUACAACUGCAGCACCAGCGGAGCCAUCUCGAGAGGCGCCUUGGGGCCGUUUGGCCUUCUGGUCAUCGCCGAUGCUUCUCUCUCCGAGUUCACGCCAGUCUAUUUCUACAUCGCCAAGGACAUCGAUGGCGGUUACGCGACCUUCCUCUGCUCCGAUGAAAUGAGGUCGUCUAGGGCUUCUGAUGUCAACAAGAAGGUUUAUGGCGGCAUGGUCCCUGUGCUUGAUGGCGAAAAGUUAUCGAUGAGAAUACUGGUCGAUCAUUCAAUUGUGGAGAGCUUUGCGCAAGGAGGAAGAACAGUGGUCACGUCAAGAGUGUACCCAACAAGGGCGAUCUACGGGGCGGCAAGAGCGUUCCUCUUCAACAACGCGACUGGCGUGAGCGUCACAGCUUCAGUGAAGCUCUGGAAGAUGGAUUCUGCAAACAUUCAUGAUUUCCCGUUAGUUCAAGAUGUAGUUGCCUCCAUUUGAUGAUCUAAACCCAUGUAAUGAUCCUGUUAGAUCGAGUUUCCCUAGUUCAUUCUUUUUCCGUUAGGUUGCCUGGAAAAUGAUCACUCUGGAAAGAAAUUGGUUAUUGCAAGGCAAAGAUGGAUACACGGAGCAACCCAACAGUACUGUAUCUCCAUUUUCUGGUGGGCUGCCCCGCUCCAUUGUCAGAUAUGUUCAGUCCUUUUAUAUUAUUUCAUUAUAAAUAUGAAAAUUAUACUUACAACA
Molecule: messenger RNA, 2540 nt
Organism: Diospyros lotus (date-plum)
Lineage: Eukaryota; Viridiplantae; Streptophyta; Magnoliopsida; Ericales; Ebenaceae
Product: beta-fructofuranosidase, soluble isoenzyme I-like
Exons: 7
Coding region: 258-2297 (679 amino acids)
Biological process (GO): carbohydrate metabolic process
Molecular function (GO): beta-fructofuranosidase activity
Source: RefSeq, a predicted model, not a curated record